AGCACGAACAAAGUUUCGGGUCCCUCCAGCUGGCCCCCUUCUACUGUGGCUAAGAAUAUAGGCAGCUCGUAUGGAGCAAAGCACACCUUGUUUAGUUUCAUCAUCUGACCCUUGAGUAUUCCCAAUAGCGAUAUGAGGAGGCUCAAAACCUGUUUUGCCACCCACACAUAUCAGCAUCAGUGAGGCCAAGCUCUCGGCUCCAUCACUUCACCAUUAAUCCAUUCUCUUAUUCCGAACAGGACAAAGGGGAUCUUCGAGGUCGCAGCUAAGUUCCUGCAUUGUACCUCUCAAUUACGAGACACAUGGCUCUCUCGACCCUCGGGUUACUCACGGUCUGCGCCAUACCAACGGUCAUUGGCGUCGCAGAAGCAAUCGACGCCCAGAAGAAACAAAACCAGCAAGCGAAAGACAGAAUCAAGUUCAAGUUAACGGCCAACUUUUCACAUGAUGGCGUCUCACCGGCGCAGCAAGCUUCGGUAGUGUUAAAAGAUAAGAAGCUCUACCUAAACCAUCCGGCAUGUCCAGUGGAAGGCUAUCCAUUCAACGGUUACUACUUCGGCUACCCAGGGCCGGAAAACCAUCAAGGCUUGGUAGCGCCCAUAGCAGACGAUCCGCCAAUGCUUAAUUGGAUCUACGCUGAUAAAGAAACGGGACUACUACGCCACGGAUCAAGAUCAGACUCUCUUGGUCAUGUAAUCGGGCCCUGGAGUUGGACGGAAGAUGAGGAAUGGCUCACGCUCGAGGAUGGCCAAGACUUCGUGGCCGUGGAGAAUGAUGAAGGCACCUGGAACCUGCAUUACGAUAAAGCCGGGGACUUGGAUGAGGUGUUAGACUGCGACGUGGUAGAUAUCAGCUUACAUCGCGACCUGCAGCUUGGAGUAUCUAGUCGAUAUACGAAGUAAAUAAACAGGAUUUAGCUUGGACAAUUUCUCAGGGGAAAGUGGUUCACAUGCAGGAACCUCAGGAUGCAGUGAUAGCGGUAUGGGGAACUAAGGGUCGUCUGAUAGUAAAGGACGUGCCGAAUACAUCCCAAAUACAUCCAUGUGGCUCUAGUAAACUAUCUUGCAGUACCUAAUAAUAAACCCUCC
Molecule: messenger RNA, 1088 nt
Organism: Annulohypoxylon truncatum
Lineage: Eukaryota; Fungi; Ascomycota; Sordariomycetes; Xylariales; Hypoxylaceae
Exons: 2
Coding region: 303-902 (199 amino acids)
Source: RefSeq, a predicted model, not a curated record